UGACCCGACCCGAUUUCAACUUGGCCAUCUCUAAAGUCUAGCCCAUGUAAAAAAACCUUCUUUUUUUUUUGAUCUCUUUCUUUGCUGGCUUCCUUAAAACCUCUAAAAACCACAACGCCUGCCGCCGGCUCUGAAUCGCGUGAAAUUCAAAGAUUCACAUACUACCUGAGAGAAUGGGUGGGUUGCCCGUGCAAAAUACUUCUGCCUUAGCUUUGCCUGGCUUGCAGCAAAAUCAUGGGUCAGCAAAAACAACUUCUGGUGCAGAAUCAAAGCCAAAGAAGAAAAUUUGCUGUGCUUGCCCUGACACAAAAAAACUCAGAGAUGAAUGCAUCGUGGAGCAUGGUGAAGAAGCUUGUGCAAAAUGGAUAGAGGCUCAUCGUAUGUGCCUUCGCGCAGAGGGCUUCAAUGUUUGAGAUUGGUGGAAAAUUUUAUAGAAUGAAAACACUUUGAGGCACAAACUAUUUACCAGGGAUUACACAGAAAAUGAUUUGAAAAAUCUAGGAAUAAAUAAAAGACAAAUUUUCUUGGCAAUUGGUGUUGGAUUCAUCCCAACUGUCCAUUUUCUUGUAUUCUUCUUUUAUGAGGUUACUUGGCUCUAUAGAAUGUAUUGGAACUGUCAGAAUACUUUCAUGAUUCAGGAUAUGGACAGAGUGGUCUCUCUCUUUUAUUUC
Durio zibethinus is the source of this 671-nucleotide messenger RNA. Its product is annotated as cytochrome c oxidase copper chaperone 1-like. Gene Ontology annotation, molecular function: copper ion binding; copper chaperone activity. The record is from RefSeq and is a predicted model, not a curated record. Gene Ontology annotation, cellular component: mitochondrial intermembrane space. NCBI's taxonomy places the organism in Eukaryota, Viridiplantae, Streptophyta, Magnoliopsida, Malvales, Malvaceae.